CUCCCCCAGUACUCUUUCCUCUCCUCUCCUCUCCACUCACUCAACCUCUCUCGCCCCUCUCCCGGUCUCCCCUCCCCCGCCGCAUCCGCUGCGCGUGACCACAAGCUCCUGCCGCAACCACGCGACUCUGCCCGCCGACCACCGCAUCUGUCGCAUGCAUCGGUGGUUGCCGCACGACGAAGGUCACGGCUGGUCCCGCGACGGCCUCGGCUGGAGGAGGACGAUAGGUCCAUAGCGACGGACGCUCAAGUAAGAGGAGCGGCCCAAUGGCGGCGGCCUCGAGCACGGGGAUAAGUGCAGGCUGGGGAUGCAGGAGAGGUGCAGCGUGGGGUUUGGAGCUCCCACGAGCUGGGUGCGGCGCAUCCGACGACGACAGACACAGGGACACGUUGAUCCGGGUGUGGGUGCUCAAUUCGGUCCCGUUCUGGCCGGAUCCGCGGCGGUGCUCAUCUCCGGCGAGGUGGCCUAUGACUCGCGGGACGACGGCGGCGCAAGACCACAGGAGGGGCUCAUCUCAUGGGACAUGGGCGCGAGGUCUUGUUGGCUUCGGUUGCCGGUGGCUUGACGCAGGGGUGGCCGGGGUCCGGCGCCAUGGAGGCUCUUCGAGGACGAGGAAGCAGACAGCGACGACAACUUUGAGGCCGGCGGGGGCGCCGUCUCCGCGUUCGAUGGUCGGGGUCCAACGCGGCCGCCGUUGGCUCCAUACCCUACAGUUAUCAUGCGGAUAAGAGAACCAAAAACUACCACAUUGAUAUCUGCUUCAGGAAAAAUGGUUUGCACUAGAGCAAAAAGUGAACAGCAAUGUAAACUCGCAGCUAGAAAGGUCAAAUAUUUGACGAUGUUUUCUUCUCCCAACCUGGCAAGGAGUAAGAAGUCAGUUGGAGUGAGAAGUGAGACAAGUACAAUGAGCUCAAGUGAUUCAUUCACCAAGCUGGUAAACGCAUAAACUUCAAAAAAAUCAUCUCAAUAAGGUAUGCAAGUAAUUUAUUUUGGGUGUUUGAAUUGCCACAUUUUGGGUUUUGUUUUCAGUCCAUUAUAUAUUCUAGGGACAAACUUCAUCUCAUUUCUUAGACCAAAUAAUAUUUAACUACAGGAUCAGAUUCGCGUAAAGUAAUUUGCAAUGUUUAUUCGAUUUUGUGCAUGACAAGGGGCAAGUAGAAUUUUUUCUGUAUGCACUUAGCAAGAUUAAAAUAACAUGCACAAAGUGAAUCAAGUGUGUUCAACAAGCAAUUUAAAAGUGAAAGUAGAUAAACAACUUACUGAUCCACAUAGAAGAGUGCCGAGUAUUGAGAUUUGAUUUGCCGCAUUGCAAUGGUCCGCUAUGGUCCUGCAGUAAUAUGUGUAUGACAGCAAAAGGAUCUUCAAAUCAGUAUAUACACUUAACUUAUCCAUUAUAAUUCGAUAUAUUAUAUGAGAUAACUUGAACAUCUUUAGAAACCAGUGUGAAAAAAAUAUAGCAGCCAAAUCGCAUUACAAUACUAUUACGUGUGGAUUUUCAUAUGCACAUUCCCAGACGCUACAAACUUGAUUAGAGCCGAAAGAAGGAAAUGCACAUCACAGUUGCAAUGACGCUAGGAGAAGCCUCUCCACAUCUGCAUGUUGAGAGACUUGAGCUAUUAAUUUUGCAGGCACUCCACACAAGCACAUGCAUGUUAAGUGAGGGUAUACGUUAUCAUUUUGGGUAUGAUCGAAUGGAAAUACCUGUUCAUGUCAUCCUCUGAUCCACUGAUCCAAAUCAUCCUGCAAAGCUCAUGCAUAAUGGUUUAGGAAAUAAGGUAUAGAUGCUCAAAGGACAAGAUUGAUAGCUAACAAAUAGUUGAUGCUUACAAUUAGCCUGUGGUCUCCUCCUCCAACAUGUGUUUCCUGUUUGAGCGUUGUGAAAGGUCAGGAGGUCCAAGCAGGUCAAGGCGAUGGCGACCUUUGACUUUGGAAAUGCAAACCCCCUCUCGGUGGCCCUCUCCACAACAUCAUCCAACAUAUUGACGUUUAGCUGACAGAAAGGAACUAUACACAUUUAGCUAGGAAAUCUAGGAACAAGAAAAUAGACCGGUCGGCAUGUUAAGGAUAAAGAAUGCACUAACUUUCAAACUGUUUUGAUGCCUGACCACAUAUAUUGUCAACAUGGAAAUUCUGGUUUCUGAAAUCAGUUUCCUUGCUCAGUAGAACACCUAUUAUGAAAUCUGUUUGUUCUAGAGCCGAGUGCAGACAUCACUUUUGUUAACCGUGAUGCUAUAAUACUCGGGAAAAUUGUGUUAUUAGGAAAUUGGUCAAGGCAUAUAGCUCCAUCUAUGCUCCCACAGACAUAAGAUGAUGAGACUAUUAUAAACAAAUUCAUCUUGUUU
This is a messenger RNA of Triticum urartu, 2342 nucleotides long. NCBI's taxonomy places the organism in Eukaryota, Viridiplantae, Streptophyta, Magnoliopsida, Poales, Poaceae. The record is from RefSeq and is a predicted model, not a curated record.